This is a messenger RNA of Aspergillus wentii DTO 134E9, 909 nucleotides long. RefSeq lists its product as uncharacterized. The transcript has a single exon. Gene Ontology annotation, cellular component: nucleus; cytosol. Bases 1 to 909 code for a protein of 302 amino acids. The record is from RefSeq and is a predicted model, not a curated record. NCBI's taxonomy places the organism in Eukaryota, Fungi, Ascomycota, Eurotiomycetes, Eurotiales, Aspergillaceae.
AUGCACAUCGCCCUCCUCGACGCCGACCUCCCCAUCCCCUCCUUCUACGCCAAACACGGCCUCUACAGUUCUCGUUUCCGCUCUCUCCUCCAAUCCGCCGCAUCGCGACUCGACCCAUCCAUCACCAUCACAACGUCCUCCUACGAUGUCGUCGGCGGCUGCCUGCCCCCGUACAACCUUCUCUGGGACCCAAAACAACUCUGUAAAGAGAAUGCAAAUCCAAACCCCAUAACAGCAAUCCUCAUCACCGGCUCCGCAUCGUCCUCCUACGAAGACAAACCCUGGAUCCACGCCCUCUCAGCGUUCAUCCUCCACGUCCACGAAAACUACCCACACGUGAAACUCUUCGGAUCAUGCUUCGGACACCAGAUCAUCGCGCAGUCGCUCCUAAAACAAACUCACAAGGUCGAGUUCUGUCCGGCCGGGUAUGAAGUGGGGAUUGUGCCGUUCGCGCUAAACAAGGCCUUUGUGGAGGAUUUUCCCAUGCUAGAUGCCGGCAAACUUCCGGGGGGGUUGUUUCGGAUUCAGUAUAUACAUGGUGAUAGGGUUGUUCCUAUUUCAGGAACAGGAAUGGAUAAGGCUGAUGCCAAUGCUGGUGAUGAUGGGGCUGAGGAUGGGUCGAUUGCUGCGCCAUGGAUGAAUCUCGGGGGAACUGCAAAAUGCCCCAUUCAGGGAUUAUAUCUCCGGCACCGGGUUCUCACAUUCCAGGGCCAUUUUGAAUUCGACGUCACUGCGAAUCGGGGUUUGGUGAGGGCGUUUGGACAGAGAUAUGGAUGGCCUCAGGAGGUGACUGAGGCGCAUGUUGGUGAUGUUGAGAGAGGGUGUGGGGUAAAGGAAGACGAAGAUGAGGAUGACUCCAAGGCUGCGGCGGAGGCAGUGGUGUUGUUUUUUUCAGGGUCCUUAGAUUAG